GCGCGCUUACGUACACCGACUUGUCGCGCGCGUACUCCCAGUUCGUCCGUUUGUAUAGACUUCUCGCCCGGCUCAUUAUUCGUGUUUACGUUGCCAGGGCCGCGAUUAACAUGCUGGCCAGUGAAACGUUCGUCGGGUCGAUUACGAGCGCGUACGUGUGCGCGGCACAACGAAAAAGGGGCGCGGAUUUACGGCACACAUCUUCUCGAUCGCGAGCGACCGAUCGUUAGAUUCCUUCUUGGCCGUUGUUCUCGUUAUUAUUUUCGUCGCCGCUGUCGGCCGUGUGCAAACGGCCACAGCGAUCGUCGUAGGCGAGGAUCAGUGCUCGCGUACACGCCCAAGGUCAUUGUUUUUAGGGCACGUCGCACACGUAUGGUUGAGCUGUCAACGGCUCUCAGCGUUCCUUUGGACGCGGCAAAAGAGAGAUUAUGAGCAAGCGCGAAUUGGUGCGUUGAGCAAGCGAGGCUGAUGAAAGUCACUUGGGCGCGCGUGCAGCGGUCGAAGUCGUACUCGACGAUCGCGCGCGCAUCCUUGCGGGCUAGGAGAAUUGCGCACAGACGUUAACGGACUGUCUGCACCCAACGCCUCGAAAGCCUAAUAUCAUCUAUCUUCCAUCAUUUUCAUUGUCGUCCAAUCGACGACUCUCGUCGCCUUUUUUCUUCGUCGUGCUUUCACCGCAAAUGGAAAAAAAAGAACAAAAGCGUCGUCGCGUAGGAACGAAGGUCCCCAAGGUUAACGAAGCAAAGCAUCAACAAGAUGGAUCGCAGGUGUUCGAAGAGGCCGGUGCUCAGGACUCAGAGAAAUGGCGCAGAGAGGCAGGGAUACUGGCGACCCCGCCCGGGGGCAACUUCCCCCAGCGGAACACCGGCCGCAUCAAAUUCGAACAGCCCACGGUGCCGGUGGUAUUCGUUCUUGGUGGACCGGGAAGCGGCAAGGUGACACAUUGCGACAACCUCAUGCAGGAGAAGAAGGGCAUAGUCCACAUCAACAUGACCGACCUCCUCCAGCAAUACGUUCUCGGCAAUGGCAUGGUGGACUUUGGCAUGCUGAGCAGCAAAGUGGUGACAGAGGUGUUGAUGCUCGAAAUGAGAAUGUCUCCAGAGGCCAAAACCUUCCUCGUUAGCGGUUAUCCGAGGAACAUAUCCGACGUGGUCGAGUACUCUGAAAAGAUCCAAAUAGUGAACGGAGUGAUCAUGGUCGCGUGGAGGCAAGAGGUGCUCGAGGAGCAGAUCGAGUACGGGGCGCGCCUCGGCCAGGUGAUAAUCGAGUUGGCGCGCCAAGAGCUGAAGAACUUCUUCAACGACGGCGUGCCGGUGGCCGAGUACUUCAACGCCAGCGGGAUGCUCUACAUGGUGAACGGCGAGAGGAACCCGUCUGAGGUCUACGUGGACUUUCGCGAGGCGGUGAUGACGGCGUUGGGCCUGACGAACGAGGGCGGCCCGCCCAGGCAAGUGUCGAGCUCGAUGGAGGCCGAAGUGGAGGUCGAGAGGCGUCAGGACGACGGGGAGCGCACCGAGUCGAGCCCGACAGCGCGACGCGGCGCCGUCAUCGCGACGUCAGCGCCCGUCGUCGAGGCCGACGAGAUCCUGCCGUCGAGGUCCGCCGGCGCCAGCGCGAACAGCCAACUGCCACCGAUUGUCUGGGUGCUCGGUGGUCCAGGCAGUAACAAGGCGGUGGUCUGCAGGCAGGCUGUCCGUCAAAGCCGCAAUUGGGUGCACCUGAGUAUGGGUAGCUUACUCGUGACGAUGUCGGCAAGCGAUCCGACCGUUCGCGACGCUCUCGUUGCCGGGGAACUCGUGUCCUCGGAUUUCCUGAUGAGUUUGCUCGAGCAACAGAUCGACAAGCAUCGCGGUGCCGCCGGUAUCGUUAUCGACGGCUUUCCCAGAGACUCGAGUCAAGCGAGAGACUUCGAGAACAAGUUCGGCAUACGCCCAGUCAUGCUGCUACUGGACGUGUCGAAGCAGCAGCCCAAUCGCGGUCGCAUCUACGACAGCGCGGAGGCGUUCGAGCGCCGUCUGAUGCUGUUCCGCGAGCUGUCCCUGCCGAUGCUCAAGAGCUUCGACCGCGAGGGUCGGCUGAGCAUCGUCGAGGGCGACACCGAAUUACCCGCCGACAGACAACAAUUUGCCAAAGCGCUGUUGGAGCUGAUGAGGCGGGUGUCGCGCAACGAGGACGAUCCCAACAGGAUCAGCGUGCUCGAGUCGGAGAUCGAGGAUGCCGACCAGCGCACCGCCAAGUCCACGGCCAACGGCGUCGUCAAGCCUCUCGCCAACGGGGCUGUUCUGAGAGCGAAUGAGGCCACCGUUGGCAAUGGCGUUGCAGGCGCUCGGAAAGUAAUGGCCAACGGAGGCUCGAGCAUCAAGAACGCCACCGGGAAGGUGAUCGCCGUCAACCGACGGCAGCAGCAGCAGCAGCAGCAGCAGCGCCAGCAGAACGGCAAUCCAACGGCGGGAAGCAAGCUAACGGCGAACGGCGGACUGCAUCUGCUGCAGAACGGCGUGACCAAUGGAUUUCUGCCUCGCAGCGGCAAUCGAGUCAAUCCGAUGCCCGUCGAUCCGCUCAGGCGUAUGUACAGCGAGGUCGAGGGUGCCGCCGGUCCGCCUGUCAAUCUGCAUAUAUAGCUGCGUCUCCUUGUUGCAGCCUUGCUUCUCCUUGCCCGCCUUUCUUUUCUUCGCGUACGCACCCACGCGUCUGUUCACUUCGCGAUUGGCAGCGAAAUAUCGAGUUACUUGCUAAAUUUACAUUGCGAUUUGGUUUGCGGGGACCACUUUCUUUUGCGCAGCUCUCUCGAUCGACGACUCUCCAAGAUAUCGGCAUUGUACUUGGCUGACUCUCUCAAUUCCUCGUGGAUUAUAAUGGGUAGACAUUUUUCGAUUGUUACUGUCGGGGGGUCAAAAUUACGCACGAGACGAGGCCGUCAGCGCUUUAUUUAAUUACUUCAUUUCUUGGUUGAUCAAGUCAAAUAACCGUGGACUGUUGCAAUACAACUGGAAAAUGAAAUCUACGGUUAAGCACUGUACAUUAUAUAUAUAUAUAUAUAUAUAUAUAUAUAUAUGUAUGUGUACAUAUAUAUGUAUGUAAAAGUAUCGAAAUAAGUACACCAGCUAUAGAAUACUUGAGUAGUGGCUAAGAUGUGUAAUUUAAGGCAACUCGUGGAUUUCUUAAUUUCGAGAAACUAUCUAAAAACGUAAUCGACUUGUACGCGUAGAAGGAAAACUGUUCGGCCUUUGAAUAUACGAAGUUGACAAAAGUUCGGUACUCAGAGGUUUGACAAAGGAUACUUUCUCGAGAUUAAAUAUCGUGCGUCCAACCGAUAGACUGUUUUCUACAACCAUAAGAUUAUAGAAUUUUAACAAGCAACAAAUAAACAACCGUUAGCCAAGUAAGUUAUUGACGACACGUAUAAUAGGUAUCUCUAGCUUAUAAUGCCUAAUUUAUAGACAAACUGUAAAUAAUCGCCUCUAACGAGCGAUGCUGAAAUGAGAAACAUAAACCCUUAAAUGCGUAUUGUUAUUAAAAUAAAAAGAGUCGUUCUGCUUUCGAGGAGUAUAAGAACCAAAGCGCAAUAGUUGAUUAUACUGUACAUGAUUGCUUUGCGCGCGCUUCGAGAUUCGCGAGCGUUCAGACGGCCGCCGGAAAAAAAAACAAUCCGACGAUCGCACAGGCUUCGACAAAUUUACUGCCUUUCUUGAAAAGAAUAAAAAAAAAUCAAUGCCGCGGAGCUGCGGAGCGCGCCCAUACCGUUUUACCCUACCAUUUGCGCGAGUUGCGUCGAUAAUCGAUAAACUGAACUCUUCUUUUGUACUAUAUACGCCCAUUUAGUUACAAUCACUGUACUUUCGUUCGUAUACAUACUUAUAUCGUUUUCUUGUCCAGAAUGUAUUAUUGCACAUCGAUAUUUAAGAAUUUUCAUUAAGAUUUUUUUUCGGUUGAUCACGAAAAUAGAGUACAAAAUAAUGAAUACAAGAAGGAAAAUAAUGUCGGUACGUGUCGAACAAAUUGCAGGGCUAGUUUUGCUCGAACCGCGCAUAGAUUGGUAAAAUUGCCGAGUCGACUUUAAUUUAUUUUUUUACAUACCUCUAUUACUGAAUAGUGGAAGCCUUCUGUUUCGAAUUGUAUAUAAAGAGAAUUAUCGAUCAGCUGGCGUGUUCACGCGUCUAUCAAAAAUAUAUGAGCGCGGAAACGACCAAAGUGAAAAUUACAAAAGCACAUGGAUUAUCAUGGAAAUGUAAUUGAAUGAAAGUGGCGGAGAAAAGAAUGUUUAUCUACGCGCUAAGGUCCAUUAAUAGUUGUACCAUCGUAUCUCUUUGUUUUGCUGUUACACUCCAGAAUGAUCUAUAUUUUCGUGAAUCCAUAUAAACGUGUACCUUCAAUUACGUACAAUUUCAAUCAUAAGGUGGUCAUUCAUAAUUGAUUUUAAGAAAAGCGACAAUAUCACAAAAUUUAUUACAAUUCUAUCGGUGUUAUAUAUUUUAAUAAGUUUCAUUCUUAUUCUCUGACUUGAUAGCUUAUUCUAUUACUUACAAACUCGAAUAACAAAUCAGCUAUUUAUUACAUAAGAUUAUUUAAAUAAUUAAUUAAAAGCUUUCAUGAAUAUUUUCCAAACAACAAUUUCAUAAUUUUAAUUCUUUAUCUUUCUAUUCAAUUUUUUUUAAUUGUACAUUAUUAUUAUUAUUAUCAUUAUUAUUAUUAUUAUUAUUACUAUUAUUAUUAUUAUGAACUAGUUUCUUUGAAAACUUUAGAGAUUGUUAAGCAUCGAUAAAAUUUUUAAAGUGGUUUUAUCGUCAAUUGAAAUUCAUGUCAUGAAUAUUUGAGAUCUUACAAGAUAUUAAAGUUUCAGAUCGACUGUUCACCUGUUUAUUAAGAUAUUGUUAAAUAAAGUACGUCUCUUAUACACAAAGAAUAUAGGACAAGGCGUAAAAAUACAAUGUUUUUUUUUGUUGUAGCCCGUUUUAACAUACAUGACAUCGUUUUGAAAAACUAAACGAUGAUACAUUAAGCUAUUUCAUAUUAUAUAUUUUUUUCCUGAAAAUUGUAUCCGUCUAUUUCUGUUGUAAAACAGUCAUCGAAAACUGAAAGAUAAUUCUUUUUUUACAGUUUAUACUAUAUUUUCGAUAUAUUUUCGUUGCUAUUGUUUAUUUUUCACUCUUCAUUACAUGUUAUAAUAUAACAGAGGUCGUUAUAACAUUUAUGAUUCAUUUAAUUAUAUUUCUUCAAUUUGUUUUUCUUAGCUUUGACCAAAUUAUAAAUUGCGAUAAAACCACAUUAAAGGGUCCAAUGAAUGAAUCUACAUUCAAAAAUGUUUGCCUUGAAAGGUUUUUUCUAUAAUAACUUUUAAUCUGUAUACAAAAUAAUUAACGAAUAAAGUUACAUAUAUUUAUGAUAUUCGCUGUUUUUUAUGUUAUUCAUAAUCUGUUAAAAUUGUAAAAAUAUGGAGCGAUUUAUCUUUAGUUAAUGUUGAAUGUACAGUAUCAACUAGAAUGCAAUAAUAAACGAUCUCUACAC
Phymastichus coffea is the source of this 5505-nucleotide messenger RNA. RefSeq lists its product as uncharacterized. Gene Ontology annotation, biological process: UDP biosynthetic process; CDP biosynthetic process. The record is from RefSeq and is a predicted model, not a curated record. Gene Ontology annotation, cellular component: cytoplasm; nucleus. Lineage: Eukaryota; Metazoa; Arthropoda; Insecta; Hymenoptera; Eulophidae. Gene Ontology annotation, molecular function: UMP kinase activity; ATP binding. Bases 681 to 2621 code for a protein of 646 amino acids. The transcript has 10 exons.